Messenger RNA from Pleurotus ostreatus (oyster mushroom), 2532 nucleotides. RefSeq lists its product as uncharacterized. Gene Ontology annotation, cellular component: nucleus. The record is from RefSeq and is a predicted model, not a curated record. The coding region runs from base 1 to 2532 and encodes 843 amino acids. NCBI's taxonomy places the organism in Eukaryota, Fungi, Basidiomycota, Agaricomycetes, Agaricales, Pleurotaceae. The transcript has 12 exons.
AUGGAUAUUUUUAAUCGCCCCCCAACGAUCUCGGACGAUACUUUGCAGUACACGCUCUACCCUCCCGCCGAGCUUGCGGACCAUGUUUCUGUGACCUCUUUUGCAGCAUGCAUCCCAUCCUUCGUAGAAACUCUGCUUCCGCCCAGUUUUAUCUGGCACAAGGAUUCAUUCGAACUCAGGGCAGUCCCCGAUCCUGACGUCGCGAACCGAUGGCGUCUGAAGGGCAGGAUGCGCGUCGGAGACUGCGUUGACGAUGAGUGGUGUGUAGUUUGGCUAUUCAAAGAGAUCAGUGCGAAGUGGGAUCUAGCAAUUAGCGUCUUUGAUUCUGAUGGUGAAUUCCUGCUAAUUGAAGCAGCUGAAGGCCUGCCGAAAUGGGUAACCCCAGGCAACUCAGAAAACAGGGUCUGGAUCUACGGCUCACGCCUUCAUCUUAUUCCUCUCUCACACAUCUCCCCGCCUUUUAGACCGCGCAAGCGCAGACGUUCGCACGACAGGGACGACGAGGGGACCGCAGGCAUUGCUGGAAGCGAUGAUGAAGGGUGGAUCGCCGUCGAAGAUGCGCUCAAGUUGAUCUUUGACCGUAACGUCAAUACCCUAGCACCUCCAGAGGUUGAGAGACUUGUCUGGAAAAGGAUAUCAAGUUAUCCAGCCGCAGCCAAGAACCAUAUGCAUACGACAAAGGCGUGGAUACCUGUAGACAUUGCUAGAGCUCUUUCUGUUGAUGCGUCCCUCGUUCAGAAGGCGGUAGAAGCUUUCUAUACCAGAGACGCUACGCAGUUGCGUGCUGCACACAAAAUGAGCCGCUUCCCUCCAGAAUCCUCGGUGCUCACUUUGGUGAAAAUGACUCGAACGGCAUAUGCCCAGCUAGUGGGACAAAAAUUCUAUCCACCGAAAAUAUUCGGUCGGUGGAACGAGAAGGAAGGGACACCGGAACGAAGGUGGCGCGAGGUCGGCAUGAAACUGGCCUGCGGUUUCGAAAUGCUCUACCAGGAGACUAAGAAAAUUCUUCCUACUCAAGGUUUGCGUCAGGUCGAAGCGUAUAAGUCAACGUUGGAUGGCAACCCGGCCUACAUGAAGUACAUCGACAACCUCAAGAAUAGCUCGUACUUCAGAGGCGAAGCAAAAGGCUCGGCGCUGUGGAAAGAACUUGAGAAGAAGGCUGCCGAUGUCUACGUCCUGACAUUCCGAUUAGAGCCCUCCAGGCCGACCUUCGCUUCUUCUUUGACAAAAGCCCUAUCGCAGUCAUCGGACACGGUGCCAGCUGUACAAUCAGGCGAAGAUCUAGAUGACUGGCUGAUUAUCGACUCGGAUAGCUUUGAUCAGAUACUUGAGCGUUCCAUGAGUGGCAACAAGGCCAAGGAUGACACCGCUAUGGAUGUCGAUUCAGGUGGCAUUACCGCCGAAGAUCAACUAGCAAACGAACAAGCGGCGAAAUUACGUAGUCUAGCCACGAGGGUGGAGGAAUUUGUCGAGGGCCAAGGCGACCUCGAGGGAGCUCGCUUUGCAGACGAGGCAUCCGAUGACGAAGAAUUCAGCGAUGGAAUGCCCGAUAAAGUCAGAGAUACGGAUAAUCGUGAAGAUGCUGCACACAGGCAGGCUGCGAUGGAUAAUCUGGUACCUGGGAUCCUUCCUUCGGAAUACGGAAAAAUGCCAGCGUCCUUUCAUAGCAACUCACAGAGGGUCGCGCGGGCAUCGCAUGAUGGAGAUACAGAGGGAGAUACGGACCCACGGGGUGCUGCAGGACGGACGCCGGAAGGCAGGCAGACGCCCAUACGACAACCUAUCAUACCUCGCGACCAGUACGAUGGGGUCGUAGAUUCGGAUGAUGAAACCGACGAAGAGGAAGAAGAGGAAGAUGAAGAGGAUCAGCCGCAGCUGGUGGGCGACAUCGAAGUCGACAUGGACGAGGAGGAAGAGGAGUUCCUCGAAUUCGCUAGACAAACCCUAGGAAUCAACGAUGAACAAUGGGAGAGUAUAAUUAAGGAUAGGACUGAUCGGGGCGCCUUCGUUCCCACCAGCGCGAGAGAUUUACCGACCGUUAAUAAAUCGAGUCAGACGACCCCCCGGACUGUGAAGGAGGGGAAUGGAAGGACGUCAACCUCGGAACAGCGCCCAAACUCGAAGCUCGACUCCUUCGACGCUGUAAUGCAGGCGCUCGACGUAGAACUUUCUCGCUCCGGCAAUAAAUCAACCGCAUUGCCUCCUAGACAGCACACAGCAGCUGAAAAGGGGAAAGGAAAGGAGCGUACUGAAUUCUCGCCAGCGUCUGGGCUUGAUAAAAUAAUGGAAGGCGCCGAAAGCGAGUAUGAGAAUGAAGACAUCGAGAAGGCGAUGGAAGCGGAACUCAAGGCUGCCCUAGAAAAAGAGGGUGAUGGCGAGGGAGAUGGUGACUCUGAAGGCGACGGUGGCAUGGACUACAAUUUAAUCAAGAAUUUCUUGGAGAGCUUCAAGAGUCAGGCGGGGCUCUCGGGCCCUGUGGGGAAUCUCGCGGGGCGACUACAGCAUGGGUGGCUGCCCAGGGACGAGACAUAG